This is a messenger RNA of Lutra lutra (Eurasian river otter), 1873 nucleotides long. RefSeq names its product GDP-L-fucose synthase (gene GFUS). The transcript is spliced from 11 exons. NCBI's taxonomy places the organism in Eukaryota, Metazoa, Chordata, Mammalia, Carnivora, Mustelidae. The coding region runs from base 615 to 1580 and encodes 321 amino acids. Gene Ontology annotation, biological process: nucleotide-sugar biosynthetic process. Gene Ontology annotation, molecular function: GDP-L-fucose synthase activity. The record is from RefSeq and is a predicted model, not a curated record.
AAGGCCGGUUGCCGGGAACUGCUUGCAUUUACAAGGAAGGCCCGCGGGUGCAGGGGGACCAGUCACCGGGGGACCCUACGGACCCGGCAGACCCAUCACGGUGGCGGGGGAAGGGCGAGGGACAGGGCAGGGCUUGUCACCCGGGGACCCGAAGGACCCGUCCGGACCGUGCCCUGGCCGUCGUCAUCCCUUCGGCCCCGGCAGCUGGCACCUCAGCCCCUGAGGCCGGCCCACGGACGGCCGCUGUCCCUCGAGCCCCGGACCAGCGCCUGCCGCUCUCUGGUCCUGAGGCUGCGGAGUCUCAGCGUCCCCCACCCUCCCGGGCUGGGAGAACGGUCUCCGCCCAGCCCUCGGAGGCAGCGGUGGCUGGACCCGCCCAGCCCAGGCCGAGCCGCGAGAACUACAUUUCCCAGAUUGCUGCGCGUCCCCGGACUCCACUUCCCAGCAGCGCCCGGGGCGUCCCCGAGGACUGCAUUUCCCAGAGUCCCGAGGGCAGGCCCGUAGGUACCUUCCCGGUUCUGCCCCCUCCACCUGGCAGCCGCUCGAGGCUGGAGACUCAAGCCCCUGCCGGAAGCCGCUCUCCAGGCGACGGGCCGGUCGCAGGUGCAGCCAACAUGAGUGAACCUGGAGGGUCAGUCCGAGUCCUAGUGACAGGGGGAUCUGGGCUGGUGGGCAGAGCCAUCCAAGAGGUGGUAGCAGACGGAGCUGGACUGCCUGGAGAGGACUGGGUAUUCGUCUCCUCCAAGGACGCAGAUCUUACGGACGCUGCACAGACCCGAGCCCUGUUUGAAAAGGUCCGGCCCACGCAUGUCAUCCACCUUGCGGCAAUGGUGGGGGGCCUGUUCCGGAACAUCAAAUACAACCUGGACUUCUGGAGGAAAAACGUGCACAUCAACGACAACGUCCUGCACUCGGCCUUCGAGGUGGGCGUGCAUAAGGUGGUCUCCUGCCUGUCUACCUGUAUCUUCCCGGACAAGACCACCUAUCCUAUCGACGAGACCAUGAUCCACAAUGGGCCGCCACACAGCAGCAAUUUUGGGUACUCCUAUGCCAAGAGGAUGAUCGACGUGCAGAACAGGGCCUACUUCCAGCAGCAUGGCUGCACUUUCACCGCUGUCAUCCCCACUAACGUCUUCGGGCCCCACGACAACUUCAACAUCGAGGAUGGCCACGUGCUGCCCGGCCUCAUCCACAAGGUGCACCUGGCCAAGAGCAGCGGCUCCGCCCUGACGGUCUGGGGCACCGGGAGGCCACGGAGGCAGUUCAUCUACUCACUGGACCUGGCCCGGCUCUUUGUUUGGGUCCUGCGGGAGUACAGUGAGGUGGAGCCCAUCAUCCUGUCAGUGGGCGAGGAGGAUGAGGUCUCCAUCCAGGAGGCAGCUGAAGCUGUGGUGGAGGCCAUGGACUUCCAUGGGGAGGUCACCUUUGAUACAACCAAAUCGGAUGGGCAGUUUAAGAAGACGGCCAGUAAUGGGAAGCUUCGGACCUACCUGCCCAACUUCCGGUUUACACCCUUCAAGCAGGCUGUGAAGGAGACCUGUGCCUGGUUCACCCAGAACUAUGAGCAGGCCCGGAAGUGAAGCGUGGCGUGCGGGUAGGCGCUGGUUGCCGCAGAGGCCUCGGAGACAGCAGCCUCAGACCCUGCGGGAGUGGAGGGCACUGCCUGGCAAUCCGGGCCCACCUUCUACUCCUCUGCCUGGGUGGCUCUGGGCAGCUGUGCAGUGGGGCUGCCAUUCAUGUCUGUCCUCAGGGAAACCAAGGGCUGGUCAGGCCCGGCACCUUGCUCCCCGACACCAGUCCUGGGGUCCUGAGUGUGUCCCCUCCUAAUCCUGCUCUCCCACUCCCUGGGAGGUAAUAAAGUCCAUUUUCCCAG